Molecule: messenger RNA, 846 nt
Organism: Scleropages formosus (Asian bonytongue)
Lineage: Eukaryota; Metazoa; Chordata; Actinopteri; Osteoglossiformes; Osteoglossidae
Gene: pglyrp5
Product: peptidoglycan recognition protein 5
Exons: 4
Coding region: 71-619 (182 amino acids)
Biological process (GO): innate immune response; peptidoglycan catabolic process
Molecular function (GO): N-acetylmuramoyl-L-alanine amidase activity; peptidoglycan binding; zinc ion binding
Source: RefSeq, a predicted model, not a curated record
UUGGAACUACAGCGACAACGCGGAGCUGCGAAAGGUAGCAGGAGAGUUCUGCGUCCUCCUUUCUUCAGAAAUGGAUACAAGCCACGUAAAACCACCAGAAGAGGAAAGUAGCACGACAGCUGAAAAAUGUCUGACUUUAGUGUCCCGGAACCAGUGGGGAGCAUUGGUCCCACUGUGCAAGGAGACCCUUCAAUACCCUGCAGAACUUGCAAUCAUUCAUCACACCGCACUCUGGUCCUGUCACGGAUCCCAAGACCAUCUCACUCAGCUAAGACACAUACAGAAGCUUCACAUGCAGGACAGGGGUUUUGAUGACAUUGGCUAUAACUUCCUGAUUGGUCGUGAUGGCACCGUGUACGAGGGCCGUGGCUGGGGAGUUGUCGGGGCUCAUGCCAAGGGCCACAAUCACAACUCUGUGGGCAUCGCUUUCAUGGGCAACUUUAAUGAUGAAGCACCUAGCUCUGCUGCUCUGUCCUCCACUCAACAGCUUCUUCUCUCUGGGGUGGUUUUGGGGCAGCUUCAUCACAAUUAUACUCUACUUGGACACAGAGAUGUGGGGGACACAGAGUGCCCUGGAAAUAUGCUAUAUAAAGAACUGCAGCACUUGUCUCACCAUUGAACACAUCUUCUGGACUACAUAGGUUCGUUUAUUUAAAAUAAUAUUGUCUUUGUGUUAUAAAUGUAACAAUAUACAGUAUAUGGCAGAAAAAUUACAACUCUACGUACUUUCAGUAGAUGGCGCCAUAUUACUGAACUGAGAGUAAUUUACUCACAGCAAGUUUUAUAAACUGUAUUAUUUGUAAAUUUACCUUAAUUUAUGUAUCGAGGACCUUUCAUUUUCUUAUG